AUGCUCAGCCCCAGCGGGGAGCACGGAGAGCGCUCCCCCCCGAGAACAAAAGAGCCUUACGCAGAUGAAGAGGACACCAGUGCGUUGUCCGUGCUGCUGCUUGGUGACACUUGUGAUGCUCUGAUAGAGAGCUAUGAUGACACUACUCUAAUAGGAUCAUCUGGCAAUACGUCACGAGUUGAUGCAAAGGAUCUUGCAAAAGGCAUUUCUAGUUUCAAGUUUCUUGUUUCUCUUGUUGUUUGGUAUGACAUGUUGUUUGAGAUCAACAUGACUAGCAAACAACUUCAGGUGAAAGAAUUCGACAUACGUGACACCAUUAAUCAACUUGGAGAAACCAAAAAGUUUCUUGUGGGCUGCAGAAGUGACACAGACUUUGAGAAAACAUUGGUAAAUGCAGGUGAACUUGCAGAGGAGUUGGAUGUACCGGCUUUUGAACCAGAUCCAAUCCGUAUUAGAAAAAAGAGGAAGCAGUUCACAUAUGAAGCAGAUGAUGAACCUAUUUAUAAUCCGAAAGAAAAAUUCAAAGUGAACUUUUACUUUGCAGCCAUCAACACAGCAAUACAUUCGGUCGAAGAAAGAUUCCCAUUGAUGCAGCAAAUUAGUUCAGUAUUUGGCUUCCUAUAUAUUUACAGUUUGCAAAAUACAACACCAACGCAAAUCAUGGAACAUUGCUUGAAUCUGGAGCAAGCUUUGCAACAUGGUGAAUCUGAAGAUAUUGAUGCCUUUGACUUGUGCAAUGAAUUGCAAGCUAUUGCAAGACAAGUCCAAAAGAGUGCAUCACCACAAGAUGUAUUGAACAUCACAUGGAAAAAUAAGCUGACAGUAUCCCCAACACAGGUUUCAGAGUAG
This is a messenger RNA of Dermochelys coriacea (leatherback sea turtle), 849 nucleotides long. RefSeq lists its product as uncharacterized. Lineage: Eukaryota; Metazoa; Chordata; Testudines; Dermochelyidae. The record is from RefSeq and is a predicted model, not a curated record.